AUGGGCAUCCACUCCAUCUGCAACGCCCUCUCCCACCUCCAAAACGCAUCCCGCGCCAAGCUAGGCCUCACCUCGAUCCCCAACACAAAGUACAACCUCCGCUUCGCCCUCGCCCUCCACCGCGCGGGCUUCAUCUCCUCCGUCACCCGCGCCGGCCUCACCCCCCCUCCCCCCGAAGCCCUUCUGACCUUCGAAACCGAACCCGUCACCUCGGCCAACGUCUCCACCCGUCGUCUGUGGCUGGGGCUCAAGUACUUCAACAACAAGCCCGUCAUGUCCAACCUCCAGGCCGUGUCCAAGCCAAAGAGGCCGGUGACUGCGGAUUACAAGGAGCUGUCCAAGAUUGCGAGGGGGUUCCAGGCGGGGCAUAUCAAGGGGCUCAACCUGGGGGAGACGUUGUUUUUGUGCACGGAUAAGGGGGUGUUGGAGUUGAGGGAGGCGUUGGAGAAGAGGGUGGGGGGUCUGGUUCUGGCGAGGGUUUCGUAG
Molecule: messenger RNA, 486 nt
Organism: Podospora pseudopauciseta
Lineage: Eukaryota; Fungi; Ascomycota; Sordariomycetes; Sordariales; Podosporaceae
Exons: 1
Coding region: 1-486 (161 amino acids)
Biological process (GO): translation
Cellular component (GO): ribosome; mitochondrion
Molecular function (GO): structural constituent of ribosome
Source: RefSeq, a predicted model, not a curated record